This is a messenger RNA of Homalodisca vitripennis (glassy-winged sharpshooter), 2670 nucleotides long. RefSeq names its product tyrosine 3-monooxygenase (gene ple). Lineage: Eukaryota; Metazoa; Arthropoda; Insecta; Hemiptera; Cicadellidae. Gene Ontology annotation, molecular function: tyrosine 3-monooxygenase activity; iron ion binding. The record is from RefSeq and is a predicted model, not a curated record. Gene Ontology annotation, biological process: dopamine biosynthetic process from tyrosine. Gene Ontology annotation, cellular component: cytoplasm; axon; perikaryon. The transcript has 10 exons. Bases 305 to 2029 code for a protein of 574 amino acids.
GACUCGGCCUAUCUCGCAGUCUGCUUGCUCAGUGUCAGGUGCUUGGUCGGCGAUCGACUUUGUAAUUUUUCAAUUUGGAACUUAGCGACAAAGAGUUCUCCUAGCGAGAAAGUCAGUGUGUCGAUUAGUAGAGAAGUUUCUUAGUUUGAAAAAGACAAAGUCGCCGCUCAGCGUCAUUCCCGCGUCUACCAACGAGUGCCGGAAGAUCAGUCUGGAGUUUGGAGCCUUUGGAGUGUUGAACUACCGCUGCUACCCUUCACAUCACCCUCACACCCCUACCAGACCCAACAACCCCGCUAGCAAGAUGAUGGCCGUCGCAGCAGCUCAGAAGAACAGGGAGAUGUUCGCCAUCAAGAAAUCUUACAGCAUCGAGAACGGCUAUCCAGCACGCCGUCGUUCGCUCGUUGAUGACGCUAGAUUUGAGACACUCGUAGUCAAGCAGACGAAGCAAAGUGUUUUGGAGGAGGCAAGGCAACGGUCUAAUGAUUCUCCUCUCGAGAGCAAUGCCGCCCCUGCAGUCCCUCAUAUCACUGCCAAAGUCCCGGCUAAGACAGUUGAUGAAAACCCCAAGCUCGAGGAAAUCAAGACAGCUGAGCCUAUUGUCAAGGAACCACGUUCCGAAACAGUUGUUGCUGAGCCUGCUGUAGAAACCAAACCGGAACCCCAAGUAAACGGAAAAGAUGCCGGCCUCACCGAGGAGGAAGUCUUCCUGCAGAACGCGGUGAGCGAGGACAAGGAGGCCGAGCAAGCUGUCCAGAGGGCGGCUCUCGUGCUGCGCCUGAGGGAAGGCAUGGGUUCUCUCGCCCGCAUCCUCAAAACCAUCGAGAACUUCAAGGGCACCAUCGUGCACCUGGAGAGUCGCCCCAGCAAGGCGCCUCCCUCCCAGUUCGACAUCCUUGUCAAGGUGGACAUGACCAAACAGGCUCUGCUGCUGCUCAUCCGCUCCCUGAGACAGAGCUCUGCCCUGGCAGGAGUCACCCUUCUGGCGGAGAACAACCAGUCUGUCAAGGACCCUUGGUUCCCUCGCCACGCCAGGGACCUGGACAACUGCAACCACCUGAUGACCAAGUAUGAGCCCGAUCUGGACAUGAACCAUCCUGGAUUCGCCGACAAGGAAUACCGCGCUCGCCGCAAGAUGAUCGCCGACAUCGCUUUCGCUUACAAGUUUGGAGACCCCAUCCCCAAGAUAGACUACACAGAGUCAGAGGUGGCUACCUGGUCCAUGGUGUACAAGAACGUCAAGGAGUUGAUGCCCAAACAUUUCUGUCAGGAGUACCGAGUCGUUUUCGAUCUCUUGGAACAGGAAGGAAUCUUCGGACCCAACCACAUCCCUCAGCUCGAGGACAUGUCCGCUUUCCUUAACAAGCACACCGGGUUCACUCUGAGACCUGCCGCAGGGCUGUUGACUGCCCGGGACUUCCUCGCCAGUCUCGCCUUCCGCGUGUUCCAGAGCACCCAGUACGUGCGUCACAUCAAGACCCCCUUCCACACCCCUGAGCCUGACUGCAUCCACGAGCUUCUUGGCCACAUGCCGUUGCUCGCUGACGCCAGUUUUGCCCAGUUCUCCCAAGAGAUCGGACUCGCUUCUCUCGGUGCCUCUGACGACGAAAUCGAGAAGCUGUCAACCGUCUACUGGUUCACCGUGGAGUUCGGGCUCUGCAAGGAGAACGGAGAGGUCAAGGCUUACGGAGCCGGUCUGCUGUCCGCUUACGGAGAACUCCUGCACGCGAUCAGCGACAAGCCCGAGCACAGGCCCUUCGACCCCUCCGUGACCGCCGUGCAGCCCUACCAGGACCAGGAGUACCAACCCAUCUACUACGUCGCAGAAAGCUUCGAGGACGCGAAGGAGAAGUUCAGACGAUGGGUGGCCGCCAUGAGCCGACCCUACGAGGUCAGGUACAACCCCCACACCCAGUGCAUCGAGGUCCUCGACUCCGUCGACAGGCUGGACAACCUCAUGAGUCAGCUCAACCUCGAGAUGCUGCACCUCAACACCGCCCUCACCAAGCUGAAGACGACCUUCGGCUAAACCUACCACACACACUAUCGUCUGCGCUUCUCAUUUGUAUAAAGCUUUCAUUAUAAUAUAUUGUACGUUAGAGUAGUGGCACUGCGGACUCCCGAUUGUGAUCACGUGAUCGUUACAACCUAGGGUAACGGUUACGCUUAAGCUAUUUUAGGUUUAGUAAGUUAUUUUUGUAUAUAAGUUAUACUUACGGAGGGCCGCUACUCACCGUGUCACCGUGAUGUGUUUUGUAUUUAUGUUUUAGUGUAAAGACCAGAUUUGUAAUCAGUAUUAUUAUUGUUCCGUGAUAUGAUUAGUGUUAGUACUGUAUUUACACAUCUGGGGACUCGGUUGUAUCGUCGCCUGUGUGCAGGCUAUACUUACACUACUGUAAUUACACACCCAGUGAUACGAUAUGUCGCUAUAGAAAGUUCCUCAAAAUUAUGAUAUGGGAUAUAAGGGUAUUGAAUCUAACAUGGCGUUUUAUUAUUGAAAAUUGUACAUUUCGUUGCUUGUUUUGUAUAUUCUAAUUUAUUGAAAUUUUGUAUUUAUAUGUUAAAUUAUUAUAAUGUGCGGCAGCUAAGCCGUCAAUGUUAGAUAAGGUGCCCGCUUAUCGUAUAUACAUAUUAUAUGUUGUGUGAACAAUAAAUGCAUUCUAAACGAUA